AACGGAGCUCAUCAUUUUCAAAAAAACCAACCAAUCUCUCUCUCUCUUUAAACCGACGGCGACCAUGACCACUCCAGACAAUCCCAAUCCAGAUUCAGUAUCAACAACCGUGAUGGAGACGGUGAACGGAUCGCACCAAUUCACGAUCAAAGGCUACUCCCUCGCGAAAGGGAUGGGCCCGGGGAGGUACAUACAGAGCGACGUCUUCUCCGUGGGAGGUUACGACUGGGUGAUCUACUUCUACCCCGACGGGAAGAACCCCGAGGAGAACUCAACGUACGUCUCCCUCUUCAUCGCCCUCGCGAGCGAUUCGAGCGACAUUAGGGCCUUGUUCGAGCUGACGCUGAUGGAUCAGAGCGGGAAAGGGAGGCACAAGGUUCAUAGUCAUUUCGAUCGGGCGCUCGAAGGUGGACCGUAUACGCUUAAGUAUAAAGGGAGUAUGUGGGGUUACAAACGCUUUUUAAGAAGAACAGCUUUAGAAGCAUCUGACUACUUGAAGGAUGAUUGUCUUGUCAUCAACUGUACCGUUGGAGUCGUUAGAGCUCGCCUUGAGGGUCCUAAACAGUUUGGCAUUGUGCCACCGCCUUCUAAUAUGGGUCAGGGGUUGAAAGACUUGUUGGACUCUGAACUUGGCUGCGACAUUGCUUUCCAAGUCGGAGAGGAGACGUACAAAGCUCACAAACUGAUCCUGGCAGCACGGUCACCGGUUUUCAGAGCUCAGUUCUAUGGACCAGUUGGGAAUAACAAUGUGGAUAGAGUGGUCAUAGAGGACAUGGAGCCUUCUAUCUUUCAGGCUAUGCUUAGCUUCAUCUAUACGGAUGUACUUCCUGAUGUGCAUGAAAUUACAGGGUCUACUUCUACCGCUUCGUUCACAAACAUGAUACAACAUCUAUUGGCAGCUGCUGACAUGUAUGACCUUGGAAGGUUAAAGAUAUUAUGUGAAGCUUUUCUGUGUGAAGAACUGAAUGUUGAUAACGUGGCGACAACACUUGCUCUGGCUGAUCAGCACCAGUUCUUGCAGCUCAAAGCCUUCUGCUUGAAAUUUGUUGCAUCUCCAGCAAAUUUGCGAGGAGACUCGAUGUUUGAUUAGACGGCUGGAGUUUAUCGUCCUAAAUUAGCCGUAAUGAAGUCAGAAGGGUUCAAGCACUUGAACCAGAGCUGCCCCUCUGUGUUGCCCGAAUUGCUGAACACGGUUGCAGCAGCGGAUAAGAGCUCGACGUCGAGUGGACAGUCAAGCAAGAAAAGAAGUGUGAGCAG
Messenger RNA from Raphanus sativus (radish), 1257 nucleotides. Its product is annotated as BTB/POZ and MATH domain-containing protein 3. The record is from RefSeq and is a predicted model, not a curated record. Gene Ontology annotation, molecular function: protein binding. Bases 65 to 1090 code for a protein of 341 amino acids. Lineage: Eukaryota; Viridiplantae; Streptophyta; Magnoliopsida; Brassicales; Brassicaceae. The transcript has 5 exons. Gene Ontology annotation, biological process: protein ubiquitination.